CGUGGUGCCCACCGACGUAGGCGCCGCGCCGCCGGGCGACUAUAAACGGUGGCCGGUACGAGCUUUCGGCACUCGCUCUCAUCAGUCGCUCCGACUCAGGAACCAGAGCAUCAGCGGAGAUAGCAAGGAACCACUUGCCUCCUUAAGGCUAACUCGCUUUCGCCUUUGGUUCGGAAUGGAAACUUCUCUCUUUACGCGGAGCCGACGAAGCUCCAUGGCGCACGACUUUAAGAGUGGACUCUCGCUCUGGCUGGUGGUCUGGUUGGUUGUGAUUAAGCCUGCACCUGUGCAGAGCUGUCCACACCUGUGUGUGUGUUACCCGACUCCCAUGACCGUGAGCUGCCAGGCGCAGAACUUCACCUUCGUGCCCACCGGUGUCCCCUACGAGUCACAGCGCGUCUUUCUGCAGAACAAUCGUAUCACAGAGCUGAGAGUGGGCUCCUUUGGCUUUGGAACUCAGGUUCUGUGGCUCUUCUCCAACAACAUUACCUGGAUUGAGGCUGGUGCUUUCAGUGAGCUACGUGAUUUGGAGGAGCUGGAUCUGGGUGAUAACCCUCACCUGCGCCGCCUGGAGGGUGGAGCUUUCCGUGGGCUAGAGAAGCUGCAGAGCCUUCACAUGCACCGUUGCCGUUUAGCUGCCCUCCCUCAUGACAUCUUCCACAAGCUCUACAGCUUGCAGUACCUCUAUCUGCAAGAGAACCAGCUCCACUUCCUCCAGGAUGACCUGUUUGCUGAUCUUAUCAAUCUCAGCCAGCUCUUCCUGCAUGGCAACCGUAUCCGCACACUGUCUGAGAAUGUGUUUCGUGGCCUGGUCAACCUGGACCGCCUGCUCCUGCACGACAAUCGCAUUCGUCAAGUCAACCGCCGCGCCUUCCGCGACCUGGGUCGCCUUACCAUGCUCUUCCUUUUCAACAACUCAUUGGCUGAGCUGCCUGGCCAGGCAAUGCGUGAUGUGGAAUCCAUCCAGUUCCUGCGUCUCAACAACAAUCCCUGGGCCUGUGGCUGUGAGGCUCGCCAACUCUGGGAUUUCUUCAGGUCCAACCGGGUCUCCAGCUCUGAGCUCCUCUGUGCCACUCCUGCUUCCCGCCGUGGCCUGGACCUCCGCUUCCUGCGUGAGAUGGACUUUGCCCUGUGCCCCCUGCCAGACCCUGGCUCCCUGGCUGGAACCACCACCACUACCUUCAGCACCAAGACCCGCUGGUGGUUCUCCAAGCACAAGCCUGUCAGCUCCACCAAGGGUAUCUUUGAGAAGAGCUCAGAAACCGUGAAAGCCCAUCCCUUCUCUGGUGGCAAACCCUCAAUCACAUCCACAUCCACGAAGUAUGAGCUGGGCGAGGAAGAGGCGCUGCUUCCUAAGUUGGAAAAAGAAGAGUAUUGGGCCAACUAUGGCAAUGAGGAUGCAGGUAUCACCUCGCUGCGCUGCUUCGAAUUGGAAUGCCCUGACUUUGACACCCUUCCCCCAUUCUCUUCUUCAUCUUCUUCUUUACCUUCCACUCUCUUGCUAGUUGUUAUGUCCAUCUUGACUGUAUCUAUCCAUCUCCUCUUUGGCUGAAUCUUAGUAACUUAGUAAGGGAUUUUGAUCCCCCAUUUCUUCUUCCCCUCUCUGGAGGAGUGAAGACCCCUUUUACUCAACCUAACUCUCACUUACCUGAUUCCUGUUUAACUUCUACUUUAACUGUAUCUUUGUUCUGUUCAGUUUGAGCCUCUAGGCUAUCCAGGCAACUAGAGGGCACUACACUGAUUUAGGAUACAGUAGGGGAAGCAGGGAAUUCAGGGCAGGUACUGCAGUGCAGGCCAUUAUCACAAUGGAAGGGAAUGAUAGCUACUACCAGAGGGCUUAGUUAGUCAACAGGUACACUGUCCUCCUUCCAUGUGGACAUUUCAUAUAUAUCACAGUCUUUAUGGACUGGGGAUAUAUGGUUCCAUCCUAGGUUUAUGUACAACAUUUGUAUACUUCUGCCUUUUUGGCUGCUAUUAGUGCUAUUUUGGCUAUUGUAAAUGCUGCUUGUGCUGGUCCUAUGACUAUAACUGUCUUUAUAAUUGCAGCUAAUACUGUUACUCAAAGUGCUACAGUUUCAGUGCUACCAUUGGCACUGCUUACAGUAAUGUUAGGUAGACAUGAUUUCUAUCAUUAUACUGGUUUUAUCAGUUAAAGUUAUUAACAGUUCUUCAGAUUACAUUACAAUUUUAAUCAAUAAAUAGACAGUCCAAUGUCAGUCAUUAUACCAUUCUAACAGAUGUCAAAGGAUAUCAAAAGAUUCAGGGAAAGCAAUGAGAUGGAAUAUAAAAGCAGAAAGAAAAGGUGUUAAUAGUGGUGAGGAAAAUCUAUGUAAGAAUAUUUAGAGAAGGAUGAAUAGAAGAAGAGAAGAGGUGUCUGAAAGUAACAUACGGAGAGAUUAAGAAGGAGAGCGACACAGAUGGAGUGAGAGAGAGAGAGUGCAGAAGAGAGAGAGUUCAGGAGAGAAAUGUAGACAGAGAGAGAUAAAGAAAAUGAGACAAAGAGUGAGAGAAGCAGAAGACAGCAUUCCGAAGACAGAGAAAUGCAGGAGAGCGCGACUUUUGUCUUCUCAUUUGUCUUUUAAUAGCAAUUAAGUCAUCUGUAACAUCCUGUAAAUAUAUAUCAUAUAUCAUGACAUCAUCAUCAACAGGAAAGCUGUACAUAGAGCAAAGAAAGUCUCAUGUUUACCGAUCUGUUGGUUUAUGUUUACUGAUCUCUGAUUGGUUCAGAAUGUGACUGAUAUCGUUUCUGUUGUCAGUGAUUGGUAAGAUCAACCUGUCAGCAAGAACUGGUGUGAAUGAAUGCCUCAUGUCUUUUAUGUAAAACUUUGUCAUGGACAUUUUUUUCACCUUUUUCUUUCUUUUUUCAAAUAUAAACAAAUUUGUCUAUUACUUUGCUCACUGUGAGACUCUCCUUUUGACAUCUUAGAGCUCCAAUGCUUGUAAGACUUCCUGCCUGAUCAAAAUCAGUAUUAUGUGAUAACCUCUUACCAACAACCAAACAAACAACCUAAAUCCCCCAAAGACGGACCAAUGAGUUAACUCACAGACUUUCAGUCAGUGGAUAAAAAAUAAUAAUUCAGAAGAAAAAUCAAUGACUUAAAAGACUUAAUAGACCUUGAAAUCAGUGGGAAUGGACGCAAAUACUCAAUAGGUGUGACUGGAUUGAUAGAGGAAGUGAUUUGACUAAUGAACAAAGAAAAGUCUUAAAAUUUGGCAAAUAGUCCAACAUUAGAAACUGUUGUGUCUGCUCUUCCCUUCCCUUCCCUUCCCUUCCCUUCCCUUCCCUUCCCUUCCCUUCUCCAGCUGUGCUGUCAAACCCUAGGGUCUUUAUUUCUCACUCUCUCACUGUCUGCCUGAAGACAUUUUAAGGAUCCAGCAACGAAAGAAAGACAGGUAGAGAAAGAUAUAGAGGGAAUUGGUGUUCUUUAAUGUAGUGCAAAAAUAGAACAGUUAAGGGUGAAAAGAGCAAGGACACAUGAAGAGAAUGAUAGUGAAAGUGUGUAUGUGUUUGUGUGUGUUUGUGUGUGUGUGUGUGUGUGUGCGAGAGAGAGAGAGAGUGGGAGUAUAAGGCAGGGGUGGAUGUGGGUGGCAGAGUGAGAGAGAAAUGCUCAGAGGAAAACAAAGAGAUGCACUGAGACGGAAAGAAAACUUAAUGUCCUGCAGCAGCUCAUGCUGAGGAUGGCCAAUCAAGCGAUCAACUGAGAGAAGUAUGACGGAAGAGAGAAAUUGAUAUCAUGGGCCUCAGAUAGAAUUUUAUUUUAGAUAAUAUUUCAUCUUUAUGGCUUGUGUGAGCAGUAUUCUCCCAUAUCUUUAAUUGUCUUCUCACAUGACGUUUGAAUGUUGCCAUGACAAAGUUUCUGCCAGUAUACUUUAUUUAUGUUCUAUAUGUAACAUCUAAUGUGUGUGAAGCAAACAGCAGCUAUAAGGGGAAGGUCAAACUGCAAAUAGGUGCUCUCGAGUGACCUUGUUUUUUUUUUUCAAGGCUCUCAACGAUGACCAAAGCUUAGUUAUACCUUCGAACCCAAAGUUUGUGUGUGUGUGUGAUUCAUUGAAUGUGUGUCAAGAAGUAAGUGCUGUCUUUUCAGCAAAAAGAGAAAUAAAUGACUAUCUGUGCUUUUCAACUUAA
Molecule: messenger RNA, 4126 nt
Organism: Hemibagrus wyckioides
Lineage: Eukaryota; Metazoa; Chordata; Actinopteri; Siluriformes; Bagridae
Gene: rtn4rl2a
Product: reticulon 4 receptor-like 2 a
Exons: 3
Coding region: 176-1552 (458 amino acids)
Cellular component (GO): plasma membrane
Molecular function (GO): protein binding
Source: RefSeq, a predicted model, not a curated record